AUGCGCUUUGCUUCCCUCAUCAUCUGCCUGGCAGCAGUUUCGCUUGCUGCCCCAACAAGCUUCCUUGACGAUGCAUACAACUGGACUGAGGAAAUGGCAGAAUUCUACGGAAAAGUGAGCCAGUACAUCAACACCGCAAAACAUAACAUCAGAGCACCGGGGGCUUGCGAUGUCUCUAAGAUUGCCCUGCCUUCCUAUGCUUCGGGAAUGGCCAGCCCGUCAGGGCUAAAGCCAAGAUACGUUGCACUCGGUCGAGGCACGCAGAACUACACAUGUGCGGACUCUACUUCCAACUCCACACCCGCGGCUGUAGGAGCUGUCGCAAGACUGUACAAUGCCACAUGUAUUGCAGCCAACUACCCCGAUCUCCUGGCAAAGCUCCCCAACCUUGCCUACACGGUUUCCCUACCGACCAACGAAGAUGCCUCGUUCCCUCCCGCCAACCUCGACUUGAUGGGUCACCACUUCUUCACUGAUGUAACCCCCGAGUUCAACUUGAACACCACUCCCAAAAAGCAGAAUGGGAUUGUCAUGGCAAAGAAGGGAGGUGCAUUAGAUGCACCCUCAGGUUCAGUGUCAGGGCAGUACGGUGCUGUGCCUUGGCUCUAUCUCACUUCUACCGAUGGCACGGUGGGCAACUACAAGAGUGUCUAUCGAGUCAACACUGCCGCUGGAUCGUCACCAACGACCUGCAAGGGUAUGCCACUCGCAUUCCAAAUGCAAUAUGCUGCGGUCUACUACUUUUUUGGAGAGUAA
Molecule: messenger RNA, 756 nt
Organism: Penicillium roqueforti
Lineage: Eukaryota; Fungi; Ascomycota; Eurotiomycetes; Eurotiales; Aspergillaceae
Exons: 2
Coding region: 1-756 (251 amino acids)
Source: RefSeq, a predicted model, not a curated record